Molecule: messenger RNA, 192 nt
Organism: Gryllus bimaculatus (two-spotted cricket)
Lineage: Eukaryota; Metazoa; Arthropoda; Insecta; Orthoptera; Gryllidae
Source: the annotation of a GenBank genome assembly
AUGGUAAUGCACUACAGACCAAGAGUUGCAUUAAAGAAAUAUGUAAUUGUCUACUUCCUUUUGGAAAAGAGCCUGAAACACAUCGAUCAUAAACCAGAACGAGAUUUUGAUGACCUGAAAUGCUCAACAAAAAGAAUACUGAUGUAUCAAAAUGGAUAUACAAUUGAAGAUGGCAAAGAAAUGAUCCAUUAA